Porites lobata is the source of this 7195-nucleotide messenger RNA. The record is from the annotation of a GenBank genome assembly. NCBI's taxonomy places the organism in Eukaryota, Metazoa, Cnidaria, Anthozoa, Scleractinia, Poritidae.
AUGUUUAUUUCAUUUUCUGUGUUACUGUAUGUUUUGUUUCCCUUCUGGGCGUUAGUGAAAUCUCAUGUUCAUCCUUCAGGAAUUUUAGCCCAGGAUUCAGAUGGCUACGUUAAAGAGAAAUUUGGGCCAACAUAUAUUGUCGCUUCAUACAUCAAGUACAUAGAGUCCGCCGGUGGCAGAGUUGUUCCGAUUCGGUAUCCUUUGUUAUGACAUACACUGUUUUCUUUGUUGUAGUUGAGUUAUUCAAGUACAAACUCUGCUCCAAAGCAUGGAUUUGCGAUCUUUUAAUAGCUUAGUCAAUUCUAAUCGUAUAAUCUGCAAAGGGUAUAUCCCAUCGCAGCAGAUGUGCAAUUGUGAAUGUGCUUAUUUUAAAAAUACAAUUAUGGUACCAGCAUUAAGUUAAAAAAAAGAAAAAGAAAAAGCGUCAGCGUUUUUUACAGAUGGCACAUGAAGGCCUGUUUGAAAGCCUCUACUGACUGAUUUUCAAUGACACUAUUUCAUAAGGAGUUCCAGUCUCUGAUUGUAAGUAAGUAAGUAAUAGGUAUUUAAGUAACUUUAUUUAAUCAGGGUAGCCCGUUGAGAAAUAAAAAUGUAUUUAUUAUUGUAUGUGCAAUAAAACUGUGUUGGGGACCCAAAAUCAAAGUAAAAACUAUGGGAAACUCGUGGAUACAUUGUUUAGAAAAGUUGAAAUAAUAUUGUAUACCCAAGAAAAAUAAGGCUGCCUUGCAUGUACCUGCAUUUUUUACGCCUUGUACAUGUGUAUCCACAAGUUCAAAAAAUUAACCAAUAAUGCUAAAAAUGUUGGCAGUUUUUUGGUGUGUUUUCUGUUUUUAAUGGUUUAAGGAGGCUCCCUGGCCUAAAGUAAAAUGAGGGUGAUAUGCACAGCCUGAGCACCAUUAUUGCAUGAGCUUUAUUAUCUGCCCAAUGUCCAUGCAAAAAUAAAAAACAUGGCUUCUCAGUUUCGAAAUAUUCCCGGAAAAAAACUUUGUGAAAUCAUUCUUGAGGCCUAUUAAAUGCAAGAUGUUUGGCUAGUGUUGCUCAAACAUUUAUGAGAGGAGACAAUUUUAUACAAGAUACAAGCUAUCUAUCUUCAUAAGCGUGAAAUGUAUCAUAAACAAAGCAGAACCUUUUAUUUCCAAGGGCAUCAAAUUAUUUUGCUUUCCUGCACUUUUCAAAAACACACUAACUCUGAAGUUCAAAAGCCAGUUGACAUAUGCAUAUAUUUUUUCGCUGCCAUCAAUCAACUUAGCGGACCUCUUAGGAAACAACUUUACUUCAGCGGGUUCAAAAGGUCAUGGUUUGCGAUCUGUGAUUGGUGGAUUUAAAUCCUUUUUGUUUGUUUCUGUGUUUCAAGGUUCUUGGGGUGCUUGUGAUUGUAAUCAUGAUUGACGGCAGCAAAAAACGCGAUUGUGAAGGCGGCUUUUGAACUUAAGAGUUUCGCGUGGUCGUGAAAAGCACAGUAAAAGUAGUCAAACUUAAAGUAGUCAAAGUAAAUGUGAGACUCGUGCCAAUACUUGCGAUCCAAUGUCAUGAAUAUGAAACCAUACAUAUGGAGUUUUUUUAGCAAUCAGCUAUGCAGCUUUAUUGGCAGGUUAUUAAAAGGUGGCUGGCAGGUCAGUCUAUAGACUUAUGAAUAUACUUAUACUAUUAUUAACAUGUCAUACCAUUUUGUUAUAAAAUUAACCUCUGGUAGAAAUGACUUGAGUGAAGAACAGCUGGAAAAACUGUUUAGUUCUAUAAAUGGGUAAGCAUCAUGCAGAUUACUUGUUGGACUUACAAAACUGAUCAUAAUAAAGUGACGAAGGUAUAUUUAAUGCAGUGUAGCAGUUUUGGCCAUUAAACUAUUAUGGCUAUUUUUGACUCUAUAGAAAAUGUGCAUUUUUUCAAAGUAAAAAACACUAUAGACUCCUUGCUUUUUUGUACGUGGCUAAUGUUAAAAAAUAUAAAUGGGCUCUUAAUUAUUAACAAUAAGUAGGAUUAGUAGAGGUAUUGGUUUCUUGUUUGCAAUUUUAAACAAUAGUAUUGGAGCCAAGAGUUAAGGUCUAGUCAUAAAAUUUUUACCCAUCUUCACUUAACCCAUAUUGAUUUAAUACAGUAUCUUCUUGUUCAUUAAGUUUUCUUUUUCUCCCUCUCUCUCUUUCUCUGAUUUAGGGUCUUAUUUCCAGGCGGUGGUGUAAAUGUCUUUGAUUCACAGUAUGCACGAACAGGCAAAAUACUCUUCAAUCUGGCAAUGAAAGCAAAUGAUGCAGGAGAUGUGUUUCCACUCUGGGGAACCUGUCUUGGUUUUCAGUUCCUUAGUGUUUCUGGUGCAGGAGGACAAAAUGUUUUAUCACCUGUAGAUGGUGAAGACUAUACUAUUCCUUUAAACCUCAGUGAUGGUAUGUCAUACUCACACCUUUUCCACACUAGUGAUGCAAACAUUGGGGCAAUGUAUGAAAGACCAUACAUAAACAUAUUUAAAAAGUUUAGCAAGGUUCAGGCCACAUAUAGAGGAGAAACGUUUGUGAGUUUUGCAUUUUUUAAUCGGCUGCACUCAAGAGUCGCAUGCUGGUAACCAUGGAAACAGUUAUUCCAACAUAUUCCUGGAUUCAAGUAUUAAAGGAACCGAGGUUGUAGCUCCAAGAAUUAAGAAGUUAUUUAAUUAUUCCUCAAGCCCGAAUGGUCUCUGAGUCAAUAGCCCAUGAGGCCGAAGGCCGAAUGGGCUAUUGACUCAGAGGCCAUGAGGGCGAGAGGAAUAUUGUUUUAGUAAAAUCCAACUAGUUGGUAAAAAAUAUCGAGAAUAAAAAAAUUUUAGCUAGUUAAAGAUAGACUUUAAUCCUUUUUUGCUGCCAAAAAGCCCGCGCUUUUCGCUACUAGUGGGCUAUAACAUAUAGCCUAGUAGUAGCUCAACCAAUAAGAACGCAGCAUUGAUAAUAGACCACUAGUUGGAUUUUAAUAAAUACAUAUAGUUUCUAUCAUGCACGUGAUAUGAGUGUACAUUCACAGAACACUCUUAUAAUACUUGUAAUACUCUUGUAAUACUUUUGUUAUGUUGAUAUUUAGUUUUACAUUUAAUUUUUUCUUGUUUAUUAUUACAUUAUUUCUGAUCAUCUUUCAGGCUAUGAGUCAAGCAGACUUUUAGGAUCUGCCCCUGAGGAGAUUAUUACUUAUCUGAAAACAGCAAAUGUUACUUAUAACCAUCAUCAGCAAUGUGUUUCCACUGAUGUGAGUAGAAUUCUGAAGAUUUUUUGGUUCUGUUUUGGAAAAGGCCUGAAAAGGACCACCCUGGGUAUUAGAGGUUAAUUCCUCAUGUGCAGUAGAAUGCUUCAGUGUCCUGAGACACAGGCUGACAGGACAGAAACUGGAAAUGGUGGUGAAAAGUUUCUGGCACCCAGGGUAGAGGAAGACCAAUGAACUGUUUUAUAUAUUUAUUUAUUUAUUUAUCGUUUUUUGAGCCCCCUCUUUGUCUCUGCAACAACUGCCUGUUUUUGUUGCGGCAGAUUUACCCUUGGGUCCUCUACAACAGCCACAUAUCUUUAUUCCCAUCCCUGUGUUUGAAAAUUCAAUUAACGAAAGGACAUGAUUAGUCACCCAUAUGACAUAUCUUGUUUUAAAGAAAAGUUUUAUCUGUCUGUUGUAGACUUACUACAAUAAUGACGCUCUCAAAAAGUUCUACAAAGUUUUGUCAACUAACAGAGACAAAGAAGGAGUCAAGGAGUUUGUAUCCACUAUUGAAGGUAAUGAUGUCAAUCUAUGAAAAGUUCAGUGUCGGAUGUUAUCUUUGUACGGCACAUUCCUUUUGUCAGAACUCAGCAGCCAGACCAUUCCAUCAUUAUGAGAAUUUCACUUUUGGUCAAAACUAUCCAGCCAGAACAUUCAAACCCUAAAUAGUGUGCACAAAGGAGAUGGUUUUUCAUCAAAGACUCUUGGUCCAGCUGGCCGUGGUUCUGACUUUUGGAAAACAUCCUUAGUUUCUGUUAAGAUCUUAGCAGCAGCUGCAUUUUGUGUCCACAGCUUUCAAAACAUCGCUCCAAGGGCAAGCGAAAUGAAGUAAAGAAUUUCCUGUUUUCUGACUGGCUACUCGAGAGGCAAGCCCCCUCAGGAUUUUCUGCUUUGUUCUGGCACACACACAAAAAACUUUUGACCACAUGAUAAAUUCUAUACUGAUCGUGCUUGUCCAAAACAAAUAAAAACCUGACUUCCUGCUUUGUCAAUAACUACUGUACAGCUGAUAAGGGAUCUGGAGCUAAAAUGUGUCCGCAAUUAUUUUUGGAAUUGUUCCUGGGGAUGCACCGGUCAGCUGUUGGCCAAUGUUUUUUCCCUUUCCUUGGAAACAGACCCAGAAGUCAUUUUUAUAGUUAACUCGGUGUAGUUUCUUUCUCGUUUUUCUACACUGGCAAAUAUAACAAUUCCAUCGCCUAUUGGAUUUAUGAUGUUAACUGUUUCAUUCUACGAGCGAAGUCUCCAGAACACUGUAUACUUAAUAUUUCUUACUUCUUUCUAUGCUCUAGGUCGUGAUUACCCGUUCUACGGAGUUCAAUGGCAUCCCGAGAAAAAUUCUUUUGAGUGGACGUCUGCAGAAGGCAUUAAUCACUCAAAGCAAGCAGUACUGGUAACUCAAUACGUGGCAGAUUUUUUUGUCAACCAAGGUGUGUUGUAAAGCAUGUAUUUCCGACUCUAGACUACGAGUAGUCCCCAUUUUUCCUCAGGUAUAGUAGGAAGAGCGAAACGCGAGCGCGCGUGAAAAUCACCCCCCGCGAGAAAGGUAAGACACGGCGGGGAGAGGGAAAAAUAUUUUUCUCUCUCGCCGCCGCGUCUCGCCUUUCUCGCGUGGGGUGAUUUUCACUCGCGCUCGCAUGUCGCUAGCUCUACUAUCCCUGAGGAAAAAUGGAGAUUACUCGUAGUCUAUUCCGACUCAGGUUGACCAGGGUGGGAUUCACACAGCCUUCUUAAAUCAAGUUACACGUUAGUAUCAUUAGGAUAUGAAUCAGAAUCAGGCCCCAAAUUUGGAGCUGUCUUGAUGCCAGCGUUUGACGUUAGGAAGAGGAGGGUAGGAUAAACCCCUUAUAGCUGCAAAUUCACGCUUGGAUUCCGAGUUUGAUUCCCAGUUGUGACCACAAAUCCUUUAAGUAGCUUUGAAUACCUGAAAAAGGAGCAAUGAUGGAGAAGAGAGGUAAAGGUGAGGGGGUGUUUCGUAGGCCUUAGGUUAUUUUGUCAUAUGAUGACACUCGGCGAGCUCGAGCUACUGAGGUAAAUUAAGGACCCUUUACCCUAUAUUUUCCAUCAGUUCUGACUUCAUUAUAAAUAUAAUUGGUAAAUGACGUACAUUCCCAACUUCAAACCCUUUAAAUCUAUUGCGAGCUUAUUGUUUGGCAGGCACCAAAGAAACUAGACUUUGAAUAACGCUGCUCCUCUCGCCUUGGGCUGUUCACGACUGGAAACAGAAACUGUACGGUGGGUGGGGUGGGUAGGGGCUUGUCUCGCUAUUUGCCGCGUUCCAUCCACUUGGCGUCGAAAACUUAUGGAACCAGCAAACCAGUAUCUUACAGUUCUUCUUUAAGAAGUGAGUUCAAAAUGUUUUUCGACUGGUCUUCGUAUUGAUCCGUUUCCCCGAGGGGAUAGCUAACUUCUCCCGUCUUUCUUCUUGAAAUUUCCAUAGCCCGUAUUGCAGUAAAUUCGCGUAAAAUAAAGUUAGGCGCACAUUGUUUUCGAAAAUUUCGCGUUACUUGGAUGUAUGUCAACCCAACUUUGGAAAAUUCGCGUUAAUUUUGUGUAACGUAAAUUUUCUUCGCGUUGUCAACGUGCAUCGUUAAUUUCCUAAUAGUAAGGUAAUUUGUCAAAUAUAGGCGACUUUUCCCGGAGUUGAAUUCUUAAGGACUUUAUAGAGGUUCAAAAAAGAAUGGAAAAUUCGUCGUCGUAUGUUCAAGUCCUCCAUAAAUCGUCGCAUUAGAAGGUUUUAUGUCGUUUGUUGUUCAGUGGACGUCAAAGAAAUGUAGUAAAAAGUGUGGUGCACGGGGAGAGCUGUUGGUUUAUUCAUAAAAACCAACUGUUUUUUGACGUUUUCGUUUUCGUCGACUUUGUGGUUGCUUAAGCUCCCUCUUCAUUCAACUGAUAAACUUGGGGUCGACGGUGCGCUCAUUCUAACCCCUUUCUCUCUGCGUUAUAAGAGUAUUUCAAGCUAGUUAAAGGAGCUGUGUCACGAAAUUCAGCCAAAUUAGGAAAUUACAAAAUGCCCGUUAAAUUAAGAGAAACAUAAAAAUAACCGCUAAAACUUUAAAGGAAGGUUAAAAUAACAUAACAGAAACAACAGCUGCCACGGAUGGGCAAAACUGAAGAAGAUUGAAACGGAUUGAAUUUAGGGUUUUUGGAAACUGUUCAGGCUAGCAGUUUUUCAAAGUUGAUCCCUGCUGCUUGCAACUUCAAAAAUAAUGCUCAGGAAACAUAUUUAUUUGUCUCGGAUCUCUGAUUUUGUCAUUUACGUGUAAUUUCUUCGCUUACUUUCAGUUCCAUAGCAAUUGAGGGCGAGUAAUUGGCAAAAUUAAACAAAAUGAACCGGACUGCCGUGACACAGCCCCUUUAACCAGAAAUGAGAGAAGUCGAAACAAGGAUGUCACGUCAACGGGGCCGCGCACUAUCAAACUGUGCCACUUGCUCCUUGCUAUACUUUGAUCUCCGGCUGAAGUUCCCUUUCUUCUUCUUUUUCUAGCUCGUCUUAGUGGGCAUCAUUUUUCAAGCAAAGAGGAGGAGGAUGCCGCACUGAUAUAUCAACACAACCCGGUUUAUUGCUAUCCAGAGAUAACCCACUUCGAACAGUGCUACAUUUUCAAGUAGAAUGUAGACGCUUCGUCUGGAACUUUUAUUUUGGGGCAGUAUUUUACUACACCUUGAGCUGUGGUUUUAAAGCGGUCUUAUCGUGCAGUCUUAGCACUACACCUAAACUUGUGAUAAAUAGUUUCGAUAUUUUAGCAGCAGUUUUGGUGUUGUGGUGUUAAACGGUAACUUCUGACUAAACCUCCAUGAUUUUUUUACAUUUAAUCAAACAACUUGGGGCUGACUUUUAUAUUGGUAUAAUAAUUAGACAGAGACAGUAUUACAAACUUUGUAAAUAAACAAAAUGAAAAGCGGCUACAUAUAGGAAAAACGUUUAAUUUGUACAUUAAUGUGAAUAAGUUAAUGUGAUAGUUUUUUUUUUUGUUUUUUGAGCUCUAAGCAUUUU